Molecule: messenger RNA, 2010 nt
Organism: Hevea brasiliensis (rubber tree)
Lineage: Eukaryota; Viridiplantae; Streptophyta; Magnoliopsida; Malpighiales; Euphorbiaceae
Product: low-temperature-induced cysteine proteinase
Exons: 5
Coding region: 92-1618 (508 amino acids)
Cellular component (GO): lysosome
Molecular function (GO): cysteine-type endopeptidase activity
Source: RefSeq, a predicted model, not a curated record
GGCGAGACUACAAGUUUCCAUCUUAUAUACAUUACCACUCGGACAGAUCAGAAAGCAUCAUUGACCAGAGGUAACCCAGUUUCAGAAAGAAAUGGGUUUCCAAAAAUCCCAAUUGCUUUUCUUUUUCUUGCUUGUAGCUCCACUAAUAUGCCUCUCUUUUAGCCUCCCUAGUGAGUACUCCAUUGUUGGUAAUGACCUUCAUGAGCUGCUUUCAGAGGAACGUGUAAUCGAGCUCUUUCAACAAUGGAAACAGAAGUACAGAAAGGUUUACAGGCAUGCAGAGGAGACAGAAAAGAGGUUCGAAAAUUUUCGUAGGAACUUGAAGUAUGUGAUCGAAAAGAAUGCAAAGAGAGAGUCGCAUUCAGGGCAUACAGUUGGGUUGAACAAGUUUGCUGAUAUGAGCAAUGUGGAGUUUAGGCAACGAUAUUUGUCGAAAGUGAAAAAACCCAUCCGUAAAAAUAGCAAUCUGAAGACUAAUAGGUGGCAGAGAAAUUUGCAGACCUGCGAUGAUGUGCCUUCGAGCUUGGAUUGGAGGAAGAAGGGAGUUGUUACUGCUGUUAAGGACCAAGGAGACUGUGGAAGUUGUUGGUCAUUCUCUACAACUGGCGCAAUAGAAGGAGUAAAUGCCCUGGUCACUGGAGACCUCAUUAGCCUUUCAGAACAAGAACUUGUCGAUUGUGAUUCAACCAAUGAUGGAUGUGAUGGAGGCUAUAUGGACUAUGCUUUUGAGUGGGUUAUUGACAAUGGUGGAAUUGAUACAGAAGCUGAUUAUCCUUACACUGGUGUAGAUGGCACCUGCAACACCACCAAGGAGGAGAAAAAAAUUGUAUCCAUUGAUGGGUACGAAGACGUAGCUGAAUCAGACAGUGCUCUCUUGUGUGCUACUGCUCAUCAACCUAUUAGUGUGGGUAUGGAUGGUUCUGCAAUCGAUUUUCAACUUUAUACAAGCGGGAUCUAUGAUGGUAGCUGCUCUGAUAAUCCUGACGACAUAGAUCAUGCUGUUCUUAUCGUUGGUUAUGGCUCCGAAGAUGAUGAAGAUUAUUGGAUUGUGAAGAAUUCAUGGGGUACAGAUUGGGGUAUGGACGGUUAUUUCUAUCUAAGAAGGAACACUGAUCUAGCAUAUGGUGUUUGUGCUGUCAAUGCAAUGGCCUCUUAUCCAACUAAAGAAUCCUCUGCUCCAUCUCCAACUAGUCCUCCUUCACCACCAUCACCCCCUCCACCACCAUCACCUCCACCACCACCAUCACCACCGCCGCCGCCUCCUCCACCUCCCUCUCCUUCACCAAGUGAAUGUGGGGACUUUUCUUAUUGUCCAAGUGAUGAGACAUGCUGUUGCAUUUUUGAAUUCUGUGAUUUCUGCCUGGUCUAUGGUUGCUGUCCUUACGAGAAUGCUGUUUGCUGCACUGGCACCGAAUAUUGUUGCCCCAGUGAUUACCCCAUUUGUGAUGUUGAUGAAGGGCUCUGCCUCCAGAGCCAAGGAGAUUACCUGGGAGUGGCUGCAAAGAAGCGACAUAUGGCUAAGCACAAGUUCCCCUGGAGCAAGCUAGAUGAAAGAAAACAAGAGAGAACAAAUCAACCUCUCCAGUGGAAGAGGAACCCUUUCGCUGCGAUUCGCUAAAGAAAUUGUGAUCCCUUAAGAAUUUGAAGGUCGUGUGAUUGCAAGUCUUUGUUAUUUUAUUUGUCGCCCAGGCAGGCAUUCAGUCAUCCUGAUUCCUGCUACAAACAUGUGGUUGAUUGGCAUUUAAAAUGUCUGUAGCAGGCAAACGCAGGAAAAGAAGAGACUAAUAAAAGGGGAAAUUUGGGUAGGUGUUGAAUUUGGAUGGUCUUCUGGAGACAAAUAUUUUAUUUUAUUUUAUUUUAUUUUAAUUUAUUUUUUCCAUUAAGAGUGUUAUGAAGAGUGUUCCGUGGCUUGCAGCAUUUUUUGAGCCAUAUUUACUAUUGUUAUCAAGGCCUUGUAAUAUAAUUCACUAUAUGGGUUUAAAAUAAGGGAUAGUCUUAAAUUUUAAAUAA